Molecule: messenger RNA, 5077 nt
Organism: Scylla paramamosain (green mud crab)
Lineage: Eukaryota; Metazoa; Arthropoda; Malacostraca; Decapoda; Portunidae
Product: LIM/homeobox protein Lhx9-like
Exons: 7
Coding region: 1007-2302 (431 amino acids)
Biological process (GO): regulation of transcription by RNA polymerase II; neuron differentiation
Cellular component (GO): nucleus
Molecular function (GO): RNA polymerase II transcription regulatory region sequence-specific DNA binding; DNA-binding transcription factor activity, RNA polymerase II-specific
Source: RefSeq, a predicted model, not a curated record
ACGUGGCGACUGUCAGCUGUGGUGCUGUGGAGGCGAGGCAGCUAUUCUGCUUUACCUGCUGUUUUGCAUGAAUUUGUGGAAUCAGGUGAGCUGCGUGGCGUGACUGGUGGACGCCAGGUGGAGGUGGCACUAGUGACUAUGAAGCGAUGGAAAGGCAUGCAUGUACGAUUUAUGGCCGGAGUCUAUCAGGUAUGGGCGGCACUCCUUCCUCGCUGUCCAAAGGUGUUCGCACGUGGCACUAAUUAAAGGUAAAACGUGGCACUCGUGGCCGUGACGUUUGUGGUCGUGUUUGUGUUGUCAUCGCGUGUGUGAAGUGAAGUGACUCGCGGACUGUACUGACGAGAAAUAUAUCACAGAUGUGGCGUUGAGGACACAGGUGUGGCCUCAUUGUAAGGUGUAGCAGAGGUGUAUGUGACCUUGCACACCUUCAACGUACCUGUCACUCAUUUCGUUCCCUAAGAUACGAAAUAAUUUAUGAGGAGGAUGAGAAGAUAAAGGAGGAUGAAAAUUUGUAGCCACUAUCUCACCUGUAAUUUCCCCGUCCUACCUGCCCAGAUGCUUAACGAGACACUGAUAAUUGACGCUCUAAAUAAACCACACCUGCACAUCCAGGAGGAGGUGGUGGUGGUGGUGGUCUGUGGGGCGGAGGGUCAGUUUCACCCUUGAGUGAUGCGUGACGACGGUACAUCAUUUCCCGGAGAGCAAUGCAAGGAAGCCGUGUCGUGUGUGCCAUGAAUAUGUAACCACCUUGUUUUACAUUCGCCGCUGCACGCCUGGUCGCUACGUGCAUCAGUUUAGAAGUUAAGCAGCGAGCACGAGGGUAAGGGUACAAGGCGAACGAGCACCAGCACCACCAGCAACAACAGCACCAACAGGAAUAGCAACAUCAGCAGCGGCGGGGAGUGGCGAGGCCGUGGGGCGUGUGUGGUUGCAUGGGAUCGCUGUAAACAAGCAAUACGGAUCGUCUGAGGGAGCGUACGAUCCGAGCUGCGACCCCUCACCCACCAUGCCGCAGCUGCACGACCACGCACACGCCCACGAUAACGCCCACAACCACGAGCAAGCGCCCCUCACUCCCUCAUCCUCCUCUUCAUCCAACUCGUCAGCCUCGUCAGCGGGCGCAUCGUCCUUCGUCAGUCCGGGAAGUGAUCGCGCGAAUACAUACGUGUCUCCGGGAUCCGACGCGGGUUCCACAGGUGUGGGCUCCCCCGGGGCGAGCGUGUCUUCGGGGGUCGGGGUGAACGGGCCAGGAGGCGACAGUAACGAGGUGUCCUGCGCCGGCUGCUCCAACCCCAUCAACGACCGCUUCUAUCUGCGCGCGGUGGAGCUCAAGUGGCAUGCCAGCUGUCUACGCUGCGUCAUCUGCCAAAAAUCUCUGGACGACGCCGGCACGUGCUUCGCCAGGGAGGGACGCAUCUUCUGCAAAGACGACUACCACAGGUUCUUCAGCAUGAGGCGCUGCGCUCGUUGCUCCCAGACCAUCAGCAGUUCAGAGUUUGUGAUGAGGGCGCGUGAGUUCGUUUACCACGUGCAGUGCUUCACGUGCGCCCACUGCCACGUGCAGCUGACCAAAGGGGACCAGUUUGGCAUGUGUGGUCCAGUCAUCUACUGCCGGGACCACUACCAGAUGUCCACCCUACUGGAGAGUGGCUAUGUCACCCCCAUGGGCAUGCCUCCAGGGGCGCUGCCAGGAGGACCACUACCCCAGGGCCCCCACCCCUUGGCCCACCACGCCCUGCAUCCACACCUUCCCCCGGAGAUGCUGCAGGGCUACCCGCCGCCAGACCACGGGGGACGCAUGCAGUGCUUCAACGGGGUGGGCUCACACGGCAAAGGACGCCCCAGGAAGAGGAAACCCAAGGAUGAGUCAAUGGACACCAGCAUGACUAUUCCUGGGGGCUACGAUCUGGAGGGAGCUUACGGCCCACUGGGAACCCCUUGCCAAACUGGGAGGACGAAGAGAAUCAGAACCUCCUUCAAGCACCACCAGUUGAGGACCAUGAAGUCUUAUUUCGCCAUCAACCACAACCCGGACGCCAAGGACCUGAAGCAACUCUCGCAGAAGACCGGAUUGUCCAAAAGGGUGUUGCAGGUGUGGUUCCAAAAUGCUCGGGCGAAGUGGCGACGACAAAUGGUUUCCAAAGACCCGAAGGCUCUAUCUGGCGGCGACGGCGGGCUGAGCGAGGGGCAGCAAGGGGAGAGCUCGGCGGGGGAGUACCCCAACACGCCCUCCGUGCCGCCCUCCGCCAUGAGUCCCGAGGAGGGGAACAGUUCCCAGAUCUCCUACCAACAGAUGUUCUGACACCUGUCCACGCAGGGUGACGGACACCCGCUCCAGGUCCCUCCGUUUUCCUCACACCCGCUCCUGCCCCUCCAGCAGUCAUUCUCACGCCCCCUCGUCAUGGAGGAUCUAGCCUCGUCCUCCUCCUUGUCCCCGAGCAGCGUCCCACACCCCAUGAUGGGCCAGGCCUCCUUCCCCCUGGUCUCCUUCCCUUCAGGAGGGGAGGACAUAGAAGAUGACUCCAUUUUCAGCACCGAUGACCAGACCUCCAGCCAGGACGACCAAAUGUUCCUCGGUAUUCGGUCACCGAGUUCCCUGGCCGGCGGCGCCUCCACCCGCUCCCCUGACAAGAAAGAGGAGACGGGAGACGGGGAGGAGGAGGAGGAAGAGGAGGAGGACGAGUUUGAGGACGCACGGGACAGCGGCCAGACCUACCAGGAACUGUACUAGUGGCUGGAGGGGCUGCCCGAGGCGGCGCCCACCCGGCGGCCGGCACUGCUCAGGGGCCGGGCGGCGCCGCUCAGCCGCAGGUGGGCGGCUCCACGCUCGGGACGGGACGAGUGCCGCGUGCCGCGUACACAGACUUUCAGGUCCACCGCAGUGACUUGCUUCAAGCAUUACACACAAAGUUCUUUAUAUUGCCAGUCUAUUUAUUGAUAUGAUAUAUCAGUGUAGCACUCACGCCCGCCGGGCCGCGACGCCAGCGGGGAUUCCAGCGUUUCCAUAUCUCUUAGUCUUUAACUCAAACGGCGUCAACACGCUUUUCCACACAGACACUUGCUUCUUAUGUUCUUCAAAGAAGAUCUUCCUAAACCAAAUGCGUGGAGAUUCCUUAACUCCUGAGGAAGGCCCGGCCCGGCCACGCGGCGCGGCGCACCGGACCUGUGCUGGCCUGCAAGCAAGUCCUCCACGCCCGCGCCCUUCACCACUGCCUGCCCGCGUGCCUGUCAUGGCAGCCAUCUGUCAUGCACGGGUCAGGCAGGACGGUGUCAAGUCGGGUCGGCUCUUGUGGCCUCGCCGUGCAUGACUCAGGGUUCAGUUGGCUGCCGCCACACCGCGCCGCCACGCACUGGGACGAGCGGCGGUGGUGGCUGCCAGGCGGUCCCAGGUGCAGCACCCUAGGCGCUGCUCAGCCCGCACAGCCCCUGAGCCGCGCACCGCGACGCUCCUCGUUCAUGUUGGAUGUCUCUCUGGUGACUGGAUGUGUAGGUGUACAGUGUAUCAUAUGUAUCCAUGUGACGCGAGCCAAGCCUCCCUGAGUCCCUGGGGCGCCACGCGGGGUUUCCGGCAACACGUCAGUGACACAUCGGCUGCUGGGCACGAGCCUCUCUCCCCUGGACUGUUGCAGUGGAUCACCAAACGCCAAAUCACGUUGCCACGACCAAAUGUUCUGCACGACGCGCGGUAAAGCCCGCCACCCGCCGCCCCAGGGACCGCCUCCCACGCCCGCACUGAACAAGGACUGAAGAUGUGCCAGUCACAGGACUCAUUGAGCGGCCACUCUCCUCUCAGACUCACCCUGCACUACACACACACACACACACACACACACACACACACACACACACACACACACACACACACACACACACACACACACACACACUGGAGAAUCAUGCUUUACACAAUGACGCAACCCUGUAUUCAGGACAUGUAUACAAUUAUGAAGCCUAAAAUCAUGAUAUCCUUAACAUUCUCCAGCCUUCGCCACUUGGAAGACUGACGGACGUGAACUUAACCUAAACAGUUCGGAGCAUAAACGGAAGAAUACCUGCCCGCCGGUGAGGGCAGGGCAGAAGCGCACCUGAGGCAGUGAUAAGAUAGUGAACGAAAUAUACUGACGAGUAACAGACAGACAGACAGACAGACAGACGUGUCAGAAAGAGAGGAAGAGAAAGGCUGUCCAUCGUGUACAUAACUAUCUAAACUGUGAGAGAGAGAGAGAGAGAGAGAGAGAGAGAGAGAGAGAGAGAGAGAGAGAGAGAGAGAGAGAGAGAGAGAGAGAGAGAGAGAGAGAGAGAGAGAGAGAGAGAGAGAUGAAGUCUAUUUCCAGAGAUAAACACUAACUUUAUUUCCUAAGGAGAUAGUACCGAGAGAGAGAGAGAGAGAGAGAGAGAGAGAGAGAGAGAGAGAGAGAGAGAGAGAGAGAGAGAGAGAGAGAGAGAGAGAGAGAGAGAGAGAGAGAGAGAGAGAGAGAGAGAGAGAGAGAGAGAAACUGCUACAAUGACUGACACACUGGCAACAACAAGACGCCACAACACGAAGUCCAUAAGAGGAGUCAGUAAAAGAAACGGAGCUGAAGAAAAGAAGAAAAAAACGAGAGAGAAGAAAAAAAAGAAAUAUCGACAGCAGCAACUUCUACUGAGAAAACUCUAACCUGGUAUAAGAAAUCCAUGAAAAAAAAUAAAAAAUAAAAAUAAACCCAUAAAUAAAAAAAUAAAAAAAUGAAAGCUGGUGAACUAUUUUGACAGAACAUAAAAAAAAAAAAAAUCAUAAUCCUCUGGUAACAACAAAACUGACACAUACACACACACACACACACACACACACACACACACACACACACACACGUUUCCAUCACUCAAGCGUAGUAUACCAGGUUAGCGUUUUCUCAAUCGUGCUUUGCUUAUCCCAGUGACCUCCAGUUCAGUCAGGGCGACAGGAGGAGUGUGGCCCGCGGUUCCCUGUCACACGCCGUCUAUCUAUCUAGGUAGUACGAGUUCACUCUGUGUUCCUCUCCUGUUCUGUACAAAUUAUCCUUUAUCUUUCAAAGUCAAUAAAACCAUUUAAUUUUAA